Molecule: messenger RNA, 741 nt
Organism: Chaetomium globosum CBS 148.51
Lineage: Eukaryota; Fungi; Ascomycota; Sordariomycetes; Sordariales; Chaetomiaceae
Exons: 3
Coding region: 1-741 (246 amino acids)
Source: RefSeq, a predicted model, not a curated record
AUGAACGCCGCUUUGAAAGUGCUGGGCAAAAGAGCCCUCAAAAACGGCACAAAAAGCCCCAACUCAGAGAACCCAUACAAGCAUAUGGUCCCUGUGCAAAAGAAUGGCAAAAUAAAGAUGAAGGAAGACGAGCGGCCUACCCCACCUGGCCUGUCGGAAAACGACAAAGAAAUCCUCAGGCACGUCCGGCGGAAGGCCUACAAUUGGGACCAGAAGUUCCACUGCUGCUGCUUUGGCAUGAGGUUCGGGUGGUCGGCAAUCCUGGGUCUCAUUCCUCUCAUCGGCGAUGGCCUAGAGGUUCUCAUGUCUCUGUCGUUAGUCCGGACAGCCUCCAAGGUGGAUGGUGGCCUCCCAAAGCGCAUCUACCUCUGGAUGAUCACAUACAUCAUCAUGGAUUUCGCGUUCGGUUUCAUCCCCGUCCUUGGUGACUUUGUCGACUUCACGUUCCGCGCCAACACACGCAACGCGUGGUUGCUCGACUCCUACCUGACAGAGAAAGGCAAAGUACUCCUAGCAGGCGAGAUCAAAGACGAGGGCGGAGGCAAAAGUAUACCGGUGCCCGACGAGCUGCGGCCAGACGACCAGGAUGUCGAGCAAGGCGUGGAAUCGAUGCGCAUGGUCGAGCCGUCUUCCAGAACCCCCACGGCAGUCCCGCCGGCGCGGACACCGACUCAGAAAAGGGCCAUGCCGCCUCCGGGCCGGACUUUAACGGGGAAGGCGCGGGACCCGAGGGACCGCUGA